GCUCUAAUCACCCGACAUCACCUUUGGAGUUUUAAAAUAAAGCGUCAAUAACGGUUGGCGGGCUCUUCAUGUCGUGACCACUGACUACUUUUUUAGUUUUAUUGAUAAAAUCUAGUUCUAAGAGUUUUGAAAAUAAGCUGACAAAAAAAAGGUUUUGAAAAUACUAAUGUUGAUGAGGGAUAGAACUUGCUUCCUGUUGAGGAUACUCUAUAGGAUUUAAUCAUGAUUUUGAUAUUUUACUGAUGGAUUUUAUCUACAACUAUGUGUUGUUUGUCCUUGUGUUAAGUGAUCUUUUUACAAAUGCAUUUUAAAAGAAAGCUCUUUUUUCUGUCAACAAAAGAUGAAAAUAUGCAAGUAUAUCUCAUAGUUUCUUUCUUCUGGAAAUAUGUAAGUAUAAAAUAAUGAUUUUUAAUUUGUUUAAAAAGUUGAAUUUUCAGUUCAACCGUUUUCUCGGUGUAGAACUAACUAACUGGCCCUUUUUAAAAAAUCUCAGAUUCUGAAAAAGGAAAUCUCUUUUUCUUUUUCUACUUGAACAAGCUUUAGCUUUCAUCUUCUCUCUCUCUGUUACUAGUUGUUCCCUCGCUGCAACUCUCCGUUGAAUACACUUUUUCGGCGAGACUAGCUAUAAGAAGUUAAUUUAAAGAUUUGAGUUCUUUUUUUUUUUUUUAAUUUUGCCUGUGGAGUGUUUUGGUUUUGAGCUAAAUGAUUGACACUCACACGACAAGAAGAAGAUGACGCUUUACAUUCGUCGCGGAUCUUCCAAGCUAUGGAAGAGGUUUUGCUCGGAGAUAACAACUGAGUUUGGUCUUCUCGCUGAGAACUGGAAGUACCUUCUCGCUGGCAUUAUCUGUCAGUACAUUCAUGGUUUAGCUGCUAAAGGAGUUCAUUACAUUCAUCGCCCCGGACCUGCUCUCCAGGAUCUUGGCUUCUUUCUUCUUCCGGAGCUUGGUCAAGAGAGAAGCUAUAUAAGUGAAACCGUCUUCACUAGUGUUUUUGUUUCUUUCUUCCUGUGGACUUUCCAUCCAUUCAUCCUGAAAAGCAAAAAGAUAUACACCGUCUUGAUAUGGUGUAGAGUUCUAGCCUUCUUAGUUGCAUGUCAGUUUCUCCGUGUUAUAACUUUCUAUUCGACUCAACUUCCUGGCCCAAACUAUCACUGUCGUGAGGGCUCUAAAGUUUCCACGUUGCCAUGGCCCAAAAGCCCUCUUGAGGUUCUUAAGAUUAACCCUCAUGGGGUGAUGUACGGAUGCGGAGACCUGAUCUUCUCAUCCCAUAUGAUAUUCACGCUAGUCUUUGUCCUUACCUACCACAAGUACGGUACCAAAAGGUUCAUAAAGCUGUUUGGGUGGCUCAUUGCUUUCGUGCAGAGCCUCUUGAUCAUUGCCUCCCGUAAACAUUACACUGUCGACGUUGUUGUUGCCUGGUACACUGUUAAUUUGGUGGUGUUCUGUCUGGACAAGAAGUUACCAGAGUUACCUGAUAGGACUACGGUGUUGCUCCCAGUAAUCUCCAAAGAGAGGACUAAAGAAGAGAACCACAAGUUGUUGAAUGGGAACGGUGUUGAUCCUGCUGACUGGAGACCGAGGGCUCAAGUGAACGGGAAGAUAGAUAGCAAUGGAGUUCACACUGAUAACUCAAUGAAUGGCGCAUGAAAACACGCACCAGACUUGAGACAAGAUCUUUAUAUGAAUACAGCUAAUCAAUGGCGUCAUGAAGACAUGUUGGUCAUUGUUUCAGAUAAGAAGACUCAUGUAGAGAUGUUAGGGUUAUGCUAUUCUGUACAUUUGUCACUUCCUUGUUUCGCAAGUAAUCUUCUUAUGUUGAAUCACGUUGUUUUUAUUUUAGGUAAGUUUUGUUAUGAGAAACUGUAUUUUACUUAGAGACGAUGUUAUGCGUGUGUUUAUUUACCUUUCAAGCUUUUAACA
Raphanus sativus (radish) is the source of this 1922-nucleotide messenger RNA. RefSeq names its product phosphatidylinositol:ceramide inositolphosphotransferase 2. The transcript is spliced from 12 exons. Gene Ontology annotation, biological process: ceramide biosynthetic process. Gene Ontology annotation, molecular function: inositol phosphoceramide synthase activity; ceramide cholinephosphotransferase activity; sphingomyelin synthase activity. Gene Ontology annotation, cellular component: Golgi membrane; endoplasmic reticulum membrane; trans-Golgi network. Lineage: Eukaryota; Viridiplantae; Streptophyta; Magnoliopsida; Brassicales; Brassicaceae. The coding region runs from base 732 to 1649 and encodes 305 amino acids. The record is from RefSeq and is a predicted model, not a curated record.